Messenger RNA from Eurypyga helias (sunbittern), 692 nucleotides. It is a transcript of the gene STK16, whose product is annotated as serine/threonine kinase 16. Gene Ontology annotation, cellular component: Golgi apparatus; cytoplasm. The record is from RefSeq and is a predicted model, not a curated record. Lineage: Eukaryota; Metazoa; Chordata; Aves; Eurypygiformes; Eurypygidae. Gene Ontology annotation, molecular function: ATP binding; protein serine/threonine kinase activity. Gene Ontology annotation, biological process: protein phosphorylation. The annotation marks the transcript as partial. The transcript is spliced from 6 exons.
CCCUGAAGCGCAUCCUGUGCCAUGACAAGGAGGACCGCCAGGCCGCCCUGCGCGAGGUGGAGAUGCACGGCCUCUUCGACCACCCCAACAUCCUGCGUCUCGUGGCCCACUGCAUGGUGGAGAAGGGCACCAAGCACGAAGCCUGGCUCCUCCUCCCCUACGUAAAGGGGGGGACGCUCUGGAGGGAGGUGGAAGCACUUCGAGAGAAAGGGACCUUCAUGCCAGAGCAGCGGAUCCUCCUCAUCCUCCAUGGGAUCUGCCGUGGGCUGCAAGCCAUCCACAGCAAGGGCUACGCGCACAGGGACCUCAAGCCCACUAACGUGCUGCUGGAUGAGGAUGACCGGCCUGUGCUGAUGGACCUGGGCUCCAUGAACCAAGCUCGCAUGGAAGUCAGCAGCUCUCGGGAGGCCAUGGCCGUGCAGGACUGGGCUGCCCAGCGCUGCACCAUCUCCUACCGUGCCCCCGAGCUCUUCACGGUGCCGAGCCAGUGUGUCAUAGAUGAGCGUACAGACAUCUGGUCCCUAGGCUGCGUGCUCUACUGCAUGAUGUUUGGGGAGGGCCCCUACGAUGCCAUCUUCCAGAAAGGUGACAGCGUGGCUCUGGCAGUGCAGAACCCCAUCGUUAUGCCCCCCACGACCAGGUACUCGGUGGCCUUGCAGCGCCUGCUCUCCUCCAUGAUGACGGUGAACCCC